Peniophora sp. CBMAI 1063 is the source of this 1293-nucleotide messenger RNA. NCBI's taxonomy places the organism in Eukaryota, Fungi, Basidiomycota, Agaricomycetes, Russulales, Peniophoraceae. The record is from the annotation of a GenBank genome assembly.
AUGACUGAUACGCAAACGCUCGCCGAACGUCCUGGAGGCGCGCACAGCGUAGCGGACUAUCUCUCCAAGCCUAGACAGUCGCUCGAGCAGUCCUCGUACACGGCCGCGCUUUGCUCUCAGUACCAGCCAGGACUGGCUUAUACCAUGACUGGCCCGCCAUCCCAGUUGCAAACUUUCAAUCUAGCCGUUGAGAUGGACACGAGCCAUUGUUAUCCUCCCUUGUCCUUGACGUCAGAUUCUUUCAUGCCAGCUCAAAUGUCGGAGACUUUUGUACACUCACCUCUGCACCGGACGCAUGCGUCUCUUCCAUCGACACUGUCUUCAGAAGGCGCCCUAGGUUCGGCUUUCGAGGUUACCACGGCCUUACUGCAACGCGCCAUGACUAGACGGACAUAUACGGAUGCCGCCUUGCAUUCCCCAUCUGUGCCGAGUGGACGUCCGGACGAGGAGCCCGCGAUUGCACCGGCUGUAACUGGGUUCGCCGCAGGGACUGAGCCAGAAUGUGACGUGGCUCACAGCGACGCGCCGGGUCUAGCGGUCUGUCUACCCCACACAACGCCUCACGAUCCAGGCCAGCGUGGGGUCACCCCAGCCCCCACCCCCACUUCUUUGAAUGCUUCAUCCGUCGAGGACGCUCCCGAGAUCCUCCCAGUGAAUGCUUCGGCGACACAAUGCCUAAUGACGCUUCGUGAUGCGACCACUCAACCCUCAUAUCAGCUUGGGACCGUCGACGGAGUUGAUACCACCAUUCCCAAAUCAGACGCUCAAGCGGCGCUUGCCUGCAUGCAUCCAAGCUUCAUCUAUGUAUACGGAACGUCGAAUACGCUGCCCGCGAUCCCUGAUAGGGUUUCGCCGAAGCCGCCCACCCCUGCUUCUUUUCGCUGUCUCCGACCAAGCUGCAAUAGGUCUUUCAAGAAGAGGAGCAGCCUCAAAUAUCACCUCGAGAUUGGGUGGUGUGCUGGCGCUCCAUCCGGAGAACUCAGGACUACGCAAGUUGUACUUGCCCUACGCGGGCUGUCGGAUGAGAGUGAACUCUCCAAAGACGAGGCGCGCGAAGUGAAACAAGAGGUUCAACGUCGCCUCCGCCCCUUUGGCUGCGACGUAGAUGAUUGCCCGCAUCGAUACAGGAGCAUGAGCGGCUUGCGUUAUCACUAUCGCCGCUCGGGACAGCAUGGCAUCGAAGGUCUUCGUCUCCUCGCGUCCGGGCAGCACGAAUGCCUUCGAAAUCGGACUGGCCGUGCGCUCCAUGCAACUCAGACAGCAGCAACGAUCGCGCUGUUGGCUUCUAGUUAA